Messenger RNA from Dermatophagoides farinae (American house dust mite), 2713 nucleotides. It is a transcript of the gene Cog4, whose product is annotated as conserved oligomeric Golgi complex subunit 4. Gene Ontology annotation, cellular component: COG complex. Lineage: Eukaryota; Metazoa; Arthropoda; Arachnida; Sarcoptiformes; Pyroglyphidae. Gene Ontology annotation, biological process: retrograde vesicle-mediated transport, Golgi to endoplasmic reticulum; Golgi organization. The record is from RefSeq and is a predicted model, not a curated record.
GGCAUUUUAAUCACUUUUUAUUAUUGAUGAUUGAUUCUAAUCAUUCUGGUCUGCCAUCUAGUAAACGCCGAUAGAGUCGGCCAUACAGCUGACGUUUCCCAAUUUCUUGCACAUUAAAUAAUGAUAAAUAAUAAAUAUUGUUGUUGAUAAUCUGAUUUCAAUUUGAUUUUUAAUCAUGGAUGAAUUUCGACACAUCCAAAGUCGAUCCGAUAUAUUAAGCACGUUGGAACAUCUUAAUGAAGAAGAACAAAUGAUCCAGCAAGACGUUGAUUUAUUUCUGAAAAAAGAAAACGAAUUGCAAUUAUUAAUGACAUCGUUAAUCAAACACAUGGCUAACAUAUCGUUAAUCGAAAGCGACGCUGAACGUUUAGCCAAUUUGAUAAAUUUCACAUCAGUCAUGGCUGAUAAUGUUAGCUAUAAAAUACGUUCAUUUGAUCUGGUCAAAAAUCGUGUGAGUGAAUGUUUGAAACAAGUAGAAGAUAUUAUCGACCUUCGUUCAUGUACAGAUGGAAUACAAAAAUCAUUGGCCGAUGAAGAUUAUGAGAAAGCUGCUCGCCAUAUCUAUAGAUUUUUGUCUAUGGAUGAAUCUAUGUUGAGAAAAACGGCAUUGGAUGAAAGUCUUAGCGGCAAUAAUGAAAUGCCUGAUACUUGUUCAUUGGAACAAUCUUUUGUGAAAUUGCAUGAAGCGGAACAAAAUCUGAAAUCAAUAGUUAUGAUACGAUUUGAUGAAGCUGUCGCUCAUAAAGAUAGCGCCGGUGUUGAGCGAUUCUUUAAAAUAUUUCCGUUAAUUAAACAGCACAAACAAGGUUUGGAUCAAUUUUCAAAUUAUCUUCGGUCACAGAUUAUUGAAGAAAUCACGAACAAAAAAAUCAAUGCUGCCACAAAAGGUUCUGUUACGUUGGCCAAGCUGUCCAAUCUUUUUGAAACAAUUGCGCAAAAAAUCGAUGUUCAUUAUCCGCUGAUCGAAACUUAUUAUGGUCCCGGGAAUUUAUUUCCGGUUGUCGUAAAAUUGCAAAAAGAGUGUGACGCACAAGUAAAAUCGAUUAUCGAGGAUUACCAAAAUGAAAAAACUUUCACGUCCCUUGUAUCAAACGUGUCACGAGCUUUGAAAAAUUUUUCCACUAACCAGAAUAUGAACAAAUUAGAUCCAAAAGUGGUUGACAAACAUCUAAACGAUAUUAUGUACAUGAUAAAUCGUAACCAAACAUACCUCAAUUUCAUCUCCAACCGUUUGAUUGGCGAUAUAGAAGCUGCCAAGAACAAUGAAAAAGUGGAUCAACGACAUGACGAACUACCUGUUAGAUUUGGCUCUCAAGAUAUUGAUUCUCUUAUUAGGGACUGUACUCUUUCUCGUAUGAUACAUGAUCUAGAUUCCGUUUAUGUUUUGCUUGAAGAAUAUUUCCUAAAAGAAUCUAUACAGAAAGCCAUUCAAUUGGAUGCGAUUGAUAUUGACCAUAAAGAUUUGGAUUCAACAGCAAUUACAUCGAGCAUGCUUGAUGAUAUAUUUUUUAUUAUUAAAAAAUGCCUUAAAAGAGCCAUAUCGUGUGGCUCAGCCAAUGUUAUAAUGGCCAUGAUCAAUCAUUGUAGUAUUGUUUUGGAAACGAUUUUCUAUGAAGUAAUCAAUAACCGUAUCAAAUGUGGCUAUCCGAAUGCGUCAUCAACUUUGGAUCUAGCCAAUGCAUAUAAUGCUCUUCAAGCUGGGCGAUAUCUCCAAUCUUCCAACGAUGUUGAACAGAUGAAAAUAAUGUUCAUAUGUGCAUUGAACAAUCUGGACACGGCUUGUGAAUAUUUAAAUAAACUGAACCAGACCAUAACAGUCGAUGUAACCAACAGCGGUGUAUUGCAAAAGAAUCAAAUUGACCUUUUCGAUAGCUGUCUUUCGAAUUUCAGUUCACUUAGUUCCAAGUUUCAGAUGUUGAUUCAGUCGGGUAUGCAACAAUUAUUCGCAGUCGUAUUCAAAACAAUAGUCAAAUCAAUGAUCGAUUCAUUUAUAUCAACUAGUCAUGAAUUGAAUGAUCAAGAUAUUAUCACCUAUGAAGUCAGUGAAGGUUUACGGCCUUUCAUUCAAACGUUUUUGAUGAAUAUAAAUUCAACAUUAGCGCCAUUCAAAAAACAAUUAACCGAGAAAAAUUUUGACACGCUCUUGACCGUAAUCAGUGCGGAAAUAUCCAAUCGAUUGUAUAAAGCUUUAUUUAAAUGUCUAUUCAAUAAGUUUGGUGGAUUUCAAUUAGAUAGAGAGGUGCGUGCCAUUAUCAAUUUCCUAACCUCAAUUUCGCCGACGACCAUUACUUUACGAGAAUAUUUUUCUAAAUUAAAAUUCAUUGGGGUCAUUUUCACAUUGGAGAAUAUCAAUGAGAUCAAUGAUUACAUACAUUCUGAAGGAAAUUAUAAUGCCUUGAGAGUGAAUCCAAAUGAAUUACAUCAAUUGCUAAGGCUUUAUUCCGAACUAAGUACAAACGAUUUACGAAAAAUUAAAUUAUAAUCUGAAAACUUUUCAUUGAUACAAAAAUAUACUAGCUAUGUAUUGUAUAGUAUACAUUGAAAAAAAUGGGGAAAAAAGUCUAUGUAAGCCACGCAUUUUUUAUACCAAUAUUUCAAUUCGAUUUAACUGUUACUGUACAAAAUUUGCCCUCUUUUCCCGGUAGGAUUUUUUUCAGUGUAUAGUUGAAUUUUACCAAUCUACUAUAUACAAAUAAAAAAGAAAUAAAUUUUA